This is a messenger RNA of Ectocarpus siliculosus, 859 nucleotides long. Lineage: Eukaryota; Phaeophyceae; Ectocarpales; Ectocarpaceae. The record is from the annotation of a GenBank genome assembly.
AAGUAUACAGUCAGUAGACCAGAGGAUCAACUUAUCAUGCUUCGUCGAGUGUCUUCGCUGGUUGGUCGAGCUGCGGUGCGCCCGCGUAGUGUCCACACCGAGGCCAAGCUGAAGGAGCUAGGAAUCGAGCUACCCACCCCGAAAGCACCGCUGGGCAACUUCGUGAUGACCGUGCGUACCGGAAACCUUCUCUAUACCUCGGGCCACCUUCCGACAAGCCUUGAGGGGGAGACAACUACGGGCAAGGUUGGGCAAGAAUUGAACGAGGAGGAAGCGCAAGAGGCGGCACGCAAGGUCGCUAUCCAGCUCAUUGCAUCCAUCAAGAAGGACUUGGGCGAUCUGGACCGGGUGACGCGCAUAGUGAAGCUGGUCGGGUUCGUGAACUGUACGGACGGGUUUGCAGGGCAACCCAAGGUGGUUAACGGUGCCAGUGAUCUCUUCGCGGAGGUGUUUGGAGAGAGGGGGGUGCACUCCAGGUCUGCCGUGGGCACGAACGCCCUUCCGAUGAACGUCCCCGUGGAGAUUGAAGCUAUCGUGGAGUUUGACGACAGCCGCAAGAAGGGCGAUGACGACUGGACGGUCCUCAAGCGCCCGUAGUGGUUUUUGUCGGUAACAUCCGUACCCAGAUUGCUACCUCUCUCGCUCCGCUGGUUUCGAGCACCACUUCCUGUCGGGCAGCCCCCCCCGAGUAUAUGUUGGGAGAGAAGCAAAACGUGGUCGUACGCAUGUUACUCUGGUAUGGUAAGAUGAUGUUCUUAGUGGUAGGCGGCACAGACAUGUGCGUAGGCUUGAUUUUCAUCGAUUUUGUUUUUGGUUUGCUGCGGACGUGCUUAAGAGAGAAGUGAUUCGUUGGUUUUCA